AAGUCUGUGGUUCUAAUUAAGGAAACACAUCUACAACUACAGUUGGACUUGUAUGAUUACAGUACUUGAAACACUGCAGUGGAUCACACACAGUGAACACCCUCCACUAAGGAACACUGAGCAAAAAUGGAAAAAAUACCUUGCUGGGUGAGCUUUCCUCACAUGGAUAUAGAAUGAUUACUCAUGGGAAUUUGUUGAGAAGUGUAAAUACACUGCUCUCAGCUUCUUAGCACAACUGGUACCAAGACACUUUUGUAAUCAUAACCAAUAAAAGCUAAUAAUACAGAUGCCACUUUGUUUAUUCAAGGGUUUGAUUCAGCAAAAACCUCACAUAAGCCUACAAUAAAAACAAACACCAACCAUGUCUUAGUGAUUUUAUAAACCUGAAGCAACAUUAAAACUAGGACUAAUUUAAAUUGUGUGAAAAUAAAAGUGGGUCUCAAUAAACUCAUAUGCAAGGGAUGCUGCUAUCCAAUUCAUCAGACAGUCGCCAUUCCUAACAAUCUCGCCACUUCCCUUUAGUUCCACUUUGGUUUCCAUGGUAACAGCGCGACUCCACUCAAUGGCUCUAUUUCAAUCAGCAAACACCCUACUGCUCAGGUGGGUGGCAGCUGUGAUGUCAUCAUUCCGCGCCAAGUGCAGCCCAGGGCUCCCGACAGGCCUUGCAUCUCUGUAUUAAUCAUUAAUUUCAUGUCUGUUGUUGCUAUACCGUAUACGUGUCUCUGAAUGUUUACCCGUUGGGGAUCAGCAGAGCAAUAAGUUUUUUUAUUAUAUUUAUUAAAGCCAGCUGAUUUUUUCUUUAAAUCAUCAGACACUGCUGUUAAUGCAGAAAAGGAGUUGACUUAAGACGGCCCCUCAGUUCGACUCUAUUUUGGUACGCUAUACUGACACCUAUCGGCUUGGCAGCAUGAGGAGCCAGUGUGUGACGUGGGUUCAUGGACACAGACGAGCCGAGCCGAGGCAGCAAGCAGCAGGCAGGCGCCGCCAGACCCGAAAUGCCUCAGAAAGACCCGUGUCAGAAACAAGCCUGCGCAAUUCAGAAAUGUUUGCAAGCUAACAAGUACGUGGAGAGCCAGUGUGAAAAAGAGAUCCUGGAAAUGCAGCGGUGCUGCGAGGCACUCGCAGGGCGACAUUCUGUCUGCUGUUCUGGAUUCACAAAAGCACAGAAACCUACUGAGCCACUGAAGAACCAGAGCCACCUGAUCACCAUCAUACCCUCCAUUAUCCACUUACAGUAAACUAAGUUAAACAGAAAAUGUUGUUGAAAUUGAAGGCAGCAGUCAAGUAGAUGUGUAUACCUUUAUUUGAAAUAAAUGGCAUACUGUAACAAAAUUGUAUUGUGAUGAAGACCAAAUAUUUCAAUUUUGUAUUUGUUUUGCAUUUUAAGUCACCCCUCCCCCGGCCAGUAUCAGUGACUGAAACUGGAAAAAUUGAGUAGUUCUCAGAAGCCUGGAAAUAUAUUAAAAUGCUUGACUUUAACAUCUAGUGCAAAAUGCCGUACGAGGGUCAGAUAUCUUUUAUACCCCACUUAAAGCAGUAUCAGUUCACCUCGUCCAUGAUUUCAAAGGAGAUAUUUAGGACAGUGUUCUGCUACUUGCAAUUGAUGUAGAUGUACUGCUUUGUGGUACCAGAUUAAAAACAGAGAUUUUUAGAACCAGGGUGCAUUAAAAAAUGGUGGAUAAGUAGUCCCAUAAAUUUAUCUUUUUUACUUAAUUCCAGCAUAGUAGAAAAAUUGUAAUCAGUUCAGAGAGAGUAUGAAAAUCUGCUGAAAUUUCUUUAGAUUUAAAUAAAGAAAAAAUUCAUAGUGCUUUGGGAGUAAUUUUUUUUUUUUUUUAGGCUCUAUCCAUUUAAUGUAUACAUGUGAGCCUUAAAGAGUCUUAU
Messenger RNA from Scleropages formosus (Asian bonytongue), 1881 nucleotides. It is a transcript of the gene cmc4, whose product is annotated as C-x(9)-C motif containing 4 homolog (S. cerevisiae). Gene Ontology annotation, cellular component: mitochondrial intermembrane space. Bases 936 to 1238 code for a protein of 100 amino acids. The record is from RefSeq and is a predicted model, not a curated record. The transcript is spliced from 4 exons. Lineage: Eukaryota; Metazoa; Chordata; Actinopteri; Osteoglossiformes; Osteoglossidae.